AAAAUCUUGGCGAAUAUUGCAGGUGCAACAGGGUCACACUGCCGGCACGUCACCAGACAAAAUAAAUAAUAUUUUUGAUUUUUGGGAUCCUAAUGUUCUUAAGUGGGUAAAACAAUGGACAAGGACACCUUUACCCUGCAGACCAUCCGGCAGGACCUCAUCGAUAACAAUCUUCAGGCAAAGGCAAUUAUACAGGAUAUACUAAACAGCCGUACUUCGAUCGCUGAACUGGAGGAAUUGAACGAAGCUGGACGAGCAAAAUUGUCCGCCAUCCGAAAGAGCAUAGAGAGGUUAGAUGACUGGGCACGGGACACGGCGGACGCUUUGCUAGCCAAGGAAGUCGACAACCAUCGUGACCAGUUCUCCAAAACCCUUCAGGCGUUUCGGAAGGCUAAUGUGUCCACUAUGCUGGAGAUUGAGAAAGCCAACCGCGAGGAACUAAUGGCUAUAACCGGCGAGAGUGAGCUACGUCAGCGGUCGACGGCGCGGGUGCGUCACAACCAAGGCAGUUUGGUGUCGCAGGAGAACGACGUGACCGAAAAGAUGUUGGCCAUUUCUCGACACCUGUCGGAAACGACUCAGAAGAGCGCCAUUACGCUGGAGACAUUGGUGGCGUCUUCUCAAAACGUGGAGGCCACCAGCGAUGAGCUGCAAAACACAGCCGGCAGCAUUACUAUGUCUGGAAAGCUUCUAAAAAAAUAUGGUCGCCGCGAGUGCACCGAUAAAAUGCUGCUUUUCUUUGCCUUCUCCCUAUUCCUCGCUUGUGUCUUCUACAUUGUUCAGAAGCGUCUGUUCUAGACGAGCAAUUCCUUUUGUUGCCUAAGAAUUAGCUUUAGUUUAAGUGCUGCGCACAUGACCAUAAUUAUAAGCGCUAACCGCUCGUAUUUAUAUUUAUUUAGUGAAAAUUCAAAGUUGUACAUUCAAUAUUGCUUUUGUAAAAUAUAGUGCAAGCUAAAAGGGA
Molecule: messenger RNA, 961 nt
Organism: Drosophila ananassae
Lineage: Eukaryota; Metazoa; Arthropoda; Insecta; Diptera; Drosophilidae
Gene: Sec20
Product: vesicle transport protein SEC20
Exons: 2
Coding region: 115-798 (227 amino acids)
Biological process (GO): retrograde vesicle-mediated transport, Golgi to endoplasmic reticulum
Cellular component (GO): SNARE complex; endoplasmic reticulum
Molecular function (GO): SNAP receptor activity
Source: RefSeq, a predicted model, not a curated record